Molecule: messenger RNA, 3303 nt
Organism: Liolophura sinensis
Lineage: Eukaryota; Metazoa; Mollusca; Polyplacophora; Chitonida; Chitonidae
Product: adhesion G protein-coupled receptor E1-like
Exons: 7
Coding region: 552-1259 (235 amino acids)
Molecular function (GO): calcium ion binding
Source: RefSeq, a predicted model, not a curated record
UGUAAACUAAAUAGCUAAGGUAAUGCUACCUUUAUGCAAGAUAUAUCAAAAAGUGAUUGAUGAUAACAAGUUUCUCCAUACACGGUUAAUGUAUAUGUACAGCAGGUAUGCUGAUUGAGCCAUAUUAUGGAUUCCACCAACCAUAAACCUCUCCAAAUAAUGCAGAGACUGGCAUAAAACCGGGACCAAAUAAUGAAAAAAAUAAUGCCAUCGCACUGAUGAACUGGAUUAUGACGAUGUUUCUACCUUUCCUCAUACUAGACUCUACGAAAAGUAUGCUUAUCGAUUUCAUAUCCCUCACUCUCUCUGUGUAUGAUAAAUGUCAGCUAUCAUAGCACCGAAACGAUGGUUUACAUAUAUAUGACAACUUAGUUAUUUUAUUGUUGUUUUACGCCGCACUCAGGAAUAUUUCACAUAUACAAGGGCGUCCAGCAUUGUGGUGGGGAAAUUGAUGACGAAUUAAACAGGAAGUUUUUGACAAGGCGUAUGGUGCUUUUAACUUUUCCUGUUCAUCGUUAAAUUUUGCCACCGAAGUCCAGAAUUGGAACUGCAUGAUGUUGUGUGCGGUAACAAGCUUGGCGACAACUGUCGGCCUUUUCAUUGUCUUCGUGGAAUUACGUGUAUCAGGUGUCGAUCCCUGCCAAGGAAACGUGGCUUGUGGCAACGGAACCAAGUGUUUGGCAACGGGUGAUCACCUGGACGACUAUAAGUGUGAAUGCAAAACAGGGUUCCAAAAUAUUACAAAGGAUGUCAACCAACCCUUUACCUGUAUUGAUGAAAAUGAAUGCAUCAUCAAGUCCCCGUGUUCAUUCAUUGAGGAGUGUGUUAACACAUACGGGGGUUACCGCUGUAACUGUGAGAAGGGAUAUGCGGUCAAAUCCGGUACAUGCUCAGAUAUAGACGAAUGUGCGGACAAAGAAGCCUGUGGGACUGGGACGUGUAACAAUACGUACGGAUCGUACGCGUGUGAGUGUGAGGACGGUGGCGUGAUUCAAGGUACACCAUGUAAAGACAAGACGUUCCGGACAAUAAUUGUUGCCGUGACUAUGGGUGUCGUGGGGCUGCUGGUGUUGUUGUUAGUUCUCGGAGGGCUGAUUCGCGCCAGUAGAAGAAAACCUCGAGCUGUUCAACCACUCUGCACUCUUUCUUCUCUGCAACGCGUGGUCCGUACCUCAGAACCUGAAAAUGGAGAUGGAAGACUUCCAGAUACUGGAAUACGUUAUAUGCUGAAAGAGAAAUACACAAUUCCAUCACAAUAAUUCAGUCGGCGGAGAGGAAAGGGAAUGUUUCUAUUCGUUGUCUAAAUAUUGAAACUCCAGGAGCACGUGUACAGACCUAUCGUCUCAGUUAUAUUCAGAAUCGAUCCAGCUAAAUGUUUACGUGACACAAACUUUUUAGGCUCACUUCGAGGUUAUAUGUUUAUAUAAACGAUGAUAAAUACCAUGAUAAUUAAUUACACUGACUUUCACACUUUGGUUUCAUAAUUUUGUACAUCUAAUCAGCCUCAUCACAUGAUGUCCAGCGUUUACAGCCUGAUGGUAAAAGUCACCUGGAUUGUUUUUAAACACUGAAAAGUUCAGUUUUAUUUCGUCACUCUACCAGACCCUGUCGUGAACAACAAGCCACCUUAAACAGGAAUAAUGACGUAUCUCUCUCUCGCUCCACAGAAACCACUGUGCUAUUAUCGUAUGCUAACAGUUUUUUUAGAUCCCAUGUAUCUGAAGUUUGUGAGAAGGAAGUUAGACAGCCGAGCGCCUUAAAGUUUAUGAGCUAUUUGCUAAACGUAAAACGUACUAUCUCAAGACAUUUGUGAGAGUUCAUUUUCUCCACUGGUCUCCGAUGCUCCGAUACGUAUAUAAUGACUUACUAAUCAAAUAGCGACCUUCUUGAUGAUGAAUUCAAAUUUGUGCUCAAUACUACUUCAUCGACGGAGACGGCCAAGGAUGAGAGAUUUUUAAAUCUAUGAAAAGUUAAACUUCUUGGUGCAUUCAGUCUUUUCUGUGUCACGAGCACGCAUUAUAAUCUCAGAGCUAAAUUUACACCGGAAGUUCCACGAGUAAAAACAAACACUUUUCUUAAUAAUUUGUUAUGAUUUAUUGUUCUAGUCAAGUCUGUGAAAAAUUUAGGAAUACUAAAAAACUUAAAACUAAUUAUAUGAGUCCGAUUGUAAUUUUUGACUGAUUCGGAAUAAUAUGUAAACAAAAUCAACUUCUAGGAUAUGAAACGGUACAAACGAUGUUCUUGCAUUUGUUUCCGAUUGAUACACACGGUAUAUAACAUACCUCAUUUGUCUGUCUAUUUCUCUUUUUAUAUUCUCUAUUAAUUUAUUAUCGAUAACCCUCUUAAUAUGUAUGUAUGAAUGUAUGCUUGAGGUUUUACGACGGACUGUUUCAAAAUCGUCAUGUGACGACGAGGAGUACUGCCUAUAGAUGAUGGGAUAGCGCUCGCCACGAAUGACAUUAACAUGAGUCGACAGUUCAGCUUAGCUUUCAAGGAAGAAGGAAGGUGCAUAAAGUGACACACUACCUCUAAUCUAACAAUGAUAUGCAGUAAUUUAGUAUAAUUGUGGUGGAUUUCAAGUAAUUGAGGGAUUUGAUUAUGCCUGUUUGAUUUCACGUUCUCGUUUAUGAUUAGUUGGAAGUUUCAUGUGAGUCAGGGCAGGGGAAGGGAGGGAUUUGUAAGGAAGCCGAUAGAGAUCACAUCCCUGUUUCGCUGCCUCGUUACCUAGUUUCGCUCCCUCACUGUAUUAGAAAUGUCUAAGUAGCUAGAUGUCCUCUAUCGACUUCCAUAUAGAUUUCUCUAUUUAUUUCAUUGCGAUAGAAUAUUCAACUUAUACAACGGCGGCCAGCAUUAUGGUGGGAAGAAACCGGACGGAACCUGGAGGAAACCCACGACCAUCGGCAGGUUGCUGAAGACCUUCCCACGUGCGGUCGGAGAGGAGCCAGCAUGAGCUGGACUUGAACUGCAUUGGCGAGAGGAUCCUGGGUCAUUUCGCCUUGCUGUCAUCCUAACGACCUCGGACACGGAGGCCCACGAUUUGUUUUAAAAUAAGCGAAAAUGCAUACACAUCGACAGUUGAUAAUUAUCACCCGUUUAAUUCGUCACGUGUAUUAACUUAAAUUAUAUCAAUUGCAGUAAGCUUCCUGCUUUCGGUGUGCUAAUGCAAAUGAUAAUUGUUUAAAAGUUACCGUCAUUUUAAGAUUCUGUAGAACACGUGAUGACCAUGAUAUUGAAUGUAAUAUAACAUUUGCGCAUGGAGAUACGUAUAAAGAAACAUGACUAUGAAACAGCCUGAAAUUAAAA